GUGCUCCUCUCACUGGGUGAUGGGCGAGUGGGUGUGUGCUCAUUCAUAAAUACAAAUAUCUUUAAAACCUCCAAAUUAAAGGGAAGACCGAGGAAUCGCUUGCGAGCUCUUUGUCUCAUGGACCACAUGAAUUAUACUUAGGGGGGACACUCUCUCUGGCUUGGACCAUGAGCAAUGAGUCUGCCGUAUGGACAAACCUAACAGAACACCCUACAGAAGUCCCCCUGUCAACAGGGUCACAGAAUGGCUAUGUCCUCCUGCUGGUCCUCUUGUCCAUCUUUGUUGGGGGGACACUGGUCCUGCUGUCUAUCCUUCUGAUUUUCUGUCGCCACUGUUGUGAGGGGGACAGGCAUCAUGCAUGGGCUAGCGAUGACGCAGAGAAAAGUAAUACCACGUAUAUUGAGGAGGCUCAGCCAGUGCAUGAGAUUACAAUUCGCAUUGAUGAGUCAGACUGCCUAUCGGCAGCCAGCACCCACGACAUGGAGACGGAGCGUUUCCUCUCCACAGGCACCACCGGCCGGCGGGUCUCCUUCAACGAAGCGGCGCUCUUCGACCACAGCAAGAAGACGCUGGAGAAAGGUCGAAGGUACACGCUCACGGAGGGCGACUUCCAUCACUUAAAGAAUGCACGGCUCACCCACCUCCACAUCCCUCCCCCCUCCCUCCAGAUACUCACCAUCCAUGAGUGUGAGUCAUCAGAGAACAAUAUUGCCAUGGCAACGCCCGCCACUAAAUCCAGCCUCUCAAUUUUUCAGCCGCCAGUGUGUUCACUGCCCAAGACUGCCCUGACCAGCCGGAGUCUCAGUCCCAGCUCUGCUCUUCCUGGUGACGCUCUCAAUUCUAUAGUGGGCACAAAGUUCUGUGAGAGCAGUGCAGUACCCGGUCCUGAGCCCACCAGCCCAUGUCUAAUGGAGGUAAGAGGAGGGGUCGCUAGGAACGCAGGCAUCAUCGGCAAUGGUAGAGAUGGCACGUCUGCCUCAGCUACAGCCCUGUCGUCUUCUGGAGGGGCCCCACAGGGGCCCAUGCUGCAGUUCUUCACAAAGCUCCGUCGGCAUGCCAGCCUGGAGGGAGCGAGUCCCUAUUUAAAGAUCAAGAAAUGGAAGUUUGACAGCACCCAAAGGGCUUCAAGUCUGGACAUGAGAGGCUCUCCCAAACGAAGGCAGUUCCAGAGGCAACGUGCAGCCAGCGAGAGCAUGGACCAGGAAGAACAUGAAGCCCAUCAUAUCGACCUCAUCCAGUACAUUGCUCGCACCAAGGAUGUUACCUACUGCCCAAACCGGCCCAGCCCACGUCUCCUAUCUUCCCCUUCCACACCCCCAUCCUCCCUCGGCAGGUUAGAGGUGGAGGUGAUGGUGGAGCCCAGCUGCAGCAGAGUAAUGGGCCCAGGGGUGAUCAGCCUCCCCUUCAAGCCCCCUCCAGAUGAGAGUCUUGGAAUGGGCUGUUGCCAGGACAGCUUAGAACCUCAGACCUUGUACCGUGAUAUCUGGAAUCUUCGUGCCUCUCUUGAGCGGUAUGUCUCCUCCGAUCAGAGCAGCAACAAUGACAAAGAAUCAGUCCGUAGUGAUGCAGACAGUGUAUGUUCUCUAGGGGGUAAAACAGAGAUGGGAGUGCUGCCUAAAUACCCUUCACAGGAUAUUGGAGAUGAGAUGGAGAGAGAUGCCGACUUGCUUGUAGAUGAAGUUCUGGAGAAAGGAAACAAGCAGGAUAGUGUAGAUUCUGAAUGGGGAAGUGAUGGCGAGUCAGGAACCCGCAAGCUUCUACAAAUGGACAGUGGUUAUACAUCUAUAGAAGUUCCUUUACGAGCUCCUGAGGAGCUACGGCUGUUUGGAAGCAGCAGUAGCAGUAAAGAUGAUUUGGCCCUGGAGCACAGGCACUUCUUCAGUUCUGGACGCAAGGGGACGGUUUGUGAGAGCUUUGAUACGGACAUCUUUGAUGAAGAUCUAGAAGAGGAACCUGCAGGUGCUAGUGGUGGCGUGGAUGAAGUGGAAACCAGCCAGAUGUUCACUCAACGUGACACUCAGCCUCAUCCUCCCGCCCUCUCUCGGCGUGACUACAGCAUUGGUGAGAAAACAGAUGCACUUUUCCAUGAGUUCUUGCGGCAUGAUCCGCAAUUCGAUCAGCAGGAGUCUCCGCUACGUUCCAAGCAUCGUUCCCACGUGCAUCUGCGCAAACAGUGGCAGCGUUCCAAGCAGUACAGUGACCCCGGCCAGCGCUUCCAGUCCUCUUUUGACCGGUACCGCACUCCUCUCCGUCGUGGUGAAACUGUCAACUAUCCUCUAGAGACUAGCUACUACAGCACACUCCCACAAAUUAUUAGCGCACCCAAUGAAAAGAGCAGCAAAGGUGUGACCAGCACUCCCAAAACACCCAAGGCAGAUCAGGACACUGCUAGUCAGGAUACUUCUACUGAUAUUGACCCUGCAUCAGCAAAGGACACCAAGCUAUAUUUCAUCACUGACAGCAGUUGUACCAUUAAUGAAAAGGAAGUUCUUGAGGCAUCGCUGACCCCUUCAAUGACUGACACUGCUGGGGAGCAAUCAUUGGGCCAGGAGAACUCUAGACAAGCGCCACUACCCCCUGAGCAUCUGGAAGAAUGUCUGCCCAAACAGCUUUCUGAAACAAGUUACGGCCCGCAGACAAUCACAGAAGAGCUGAGCGACAAACUAGCAGCUACCCUCGAUGAACGGCUGUACUCUGAUCUCUGCAGAACCAGGGCACAGCCUGAGUGUAGUGCGGUGACUGUGACCUACACAUCGCCUGAUCACAGUCCAGUGUAGCAUAUGGCUCCUUUCACCUCCUCAUACAGGGACACUUCACAUCAACUACAGUUCCAAAGUUUUGAUUGCUUUUAAGCUUCGAUCUGGAACAGGUUUGCUAUGGUCAUUUUAAUCAUUGUCAUGUCCUAAAUGGUGGUAGAGACGUUUCUUCCAUGCCCAAAGUUAAAUAUGUGGAGAUUAUGGCUCAUAACUCACAUAGCUCAACAUACCAAGUCUUUAACAAAUGAAAUGUCAAGUCUUUGUUUUUAAAGCUCCAUUUAGAUCCAUUAACAGCCAAUAUUUUCUCUGCACUAGAUAAUCCACUGUGAAAUUGGGUGCUAUUAUAAUUAAGAUUAAUUAUAUUUCAGUGCAUGAAUUAUAUUGCAAUGCACCCUAUCCAGCCUGUGUUCCAAAUGAUUAACAAUCUGUCAAUGUGAUCACCAUUCAAAAACAACAGCAUUACCUUUGUUCUAAAUACUCCUUGUUGAUUAAUGUCCUUAUUUAUCUGAAACACCAUGGCAUAGGUCCAGUUCCUUAUCAAAUAUAGCUUUUGCUUCACAGUGUUUGAAUUAUGAGUAAAAUUAUAUGGAAUAUGUGUGGGGUUAUCUGCACUAUAACAUGAGGUAUGUUAGCUUGUUCCCCAAAUUCGAUACAUUAUUAAGUGUCCUUUAUUAUAUAAUUAUAAAUCAUCAUUUUAUAAUUGAAGUACUGAAUGGCUAAAACUGCCUCUUUGUGAGAGACGCUAAUUUUAUGUCCAUUGUAUCAUUAUUAUUAUUUUGCUUUUAGAGUGAACUAUUUUUGAGUGCAUAGUGCCAAAUUGUCACUGACACAGUCCUGCAAAAUAUGGAUUGUAGCAUUCCUGUUUUUGUACACACUGAUAUGUCUCUCUAAGCGUUCAAUCAGGCCUGUGCCAUCCUGAGACAUUUUCAUUAAUUUGAGGGGGGCAUGUCUUGUCUUGCAUGUAUUUCUCUGAAUUCUGUGUUCAUUAGUACAACCAAAAUUCUGAAGAAGUUGGUAAGCUGGGAUGCUAAUAAAAACAUAAAUGAGUGAUUUGUAAAUAAUAUUCACCCGUUGCUAUAUUGAAAGCACUAAACUAAACAUUAUAUGAUGUUUUACCUUGUGAAUUUUAUAUAUUUUUUAAUGUAUCAAUCAAUUUAUCAUUUUAAUUUCAAAUCAGAUGAUUGCAACAUGCUCCAAAAAAGUUGAGACAGGGGCAAUUUAAUACUAAUAACAAUUUGACAAGUUAAUAUAACAAGGCAAUGUGAAACAGGAGAUGUUAAACAGGUGAGGCAAUCGUGUCAGUAUAUAAGGAGCCUCCAAAAACUGCCUAGUUCUUCAAGAGCAAGGAUCAUUCGAGACUUGUCAAUUUGCCAGCAGAAACUUCUGCUAAUAAUCCAGCGCUUUGAGAACAAUGUUCCCCAAAGGAAGGAUUUUGGGCAUUUCUCUCUCUACAGUGCUCAAUAUAGUUAAAAGAUUCAAGGAAUCUGGUCAAAUCUCGGUCUGUAAAGGACAAGUCGAAAACCACUUCUGAAUGUGUGUGAUCUCCGAUCCCUCAGAUGCCAAUGUCUUAAAAAACAUAAUUCAUAUCAUGAACAUGGGUUUGGGGUUACUUUAGUAAACCUUUAUUAGUCAAUGCCACUUGGCGCUGUAUCCACAGAUGCAAGAUAAGACUUUACCAUGCAAAGCAGAAGCCAUACAUCAACACUGUCCAGAAGCGCUGCUGACUUCUCUGGGCUCGGUCUCAUCUUAGAUGGAAAGUAGAACAGCGGAACUGUGUUUUUGGUCCUAUGAGUCCACAUUUAAAAUAGUUUUUGAAAAACACAGCCGUCAUGUUCUCCAGGCCAAAGAGGAAAAGGACCAUCCAAGCUGUUAUCAGCAAAAAGUCAGUGUCUUAAUGGCCUAGGGGUAUGUCAGUGCCCAUGGCAUGGGUAAUUUGCACACAUGUGAGGGCACCAUUAAUGCAGACAAAUAUGAAAACAUUUUGGAGCAGCAUAUACUGCCAUCCAGUACCUUUUUUUUCCAGGGAUGUCCCAUAAUUUUCAGCAGGACAACUUCAAACUACACACUGACCGAAAAAGCAGAAAGUGCGGGUGCUAGAUUGGACUACCUGCAGUCCUGACCAUCUCCAAUUGAGAAUGUGUGGUGCAUUAUGAAGCGCACAUUACUGGAAUGAGACCCUGCACAGUUGUGUAGCUGAAGACCUGCAUAAUGGAUGAAUGGGGUCAACCUGGAUUUAAGUGCCUUGCUCAAGGACACAAUGGUGGUGGAAGUGGGGAUCGAACCAGCAACCUUCUGAUUAGCAGUUAUGUGCUUUAGCCCACUACGCCACCACCACUCCACUACUAAAUUACUGCACAUUAAAAAAAAAAAAAUGAAAUUCACAAGGGAAAACAUCAUCUAAUGUUUAGUUGUAGUGCUUUCAAUAUAGCAAAGGGUGAAUAUAAUUUGCAAUCACUCAUUUUAGUUUUUAUUAGCAUUUUUCAUACUAUCCCAAACAUUUCUGAAUUGGGGCUGUAUUGUGAAGUGUAGUAAUAAGAUGACCAAGUGAAGAAUCCCAAGAUGUGGACUACUGCACAUGUUGCCUUUGAGGGAAUAAAAUAAUAAAAUACUAAUUUAGUACAUCUUCCACUGCCCAUAAGCCAUUAUUGUGGAUCGUGCUUCUAGGCAAUAUGAAGGCUCCAAUAAAACCAGAUGCAACCCUCAUCUAGAAUUACUGGCAAAAGUGAACGGUGUCAGCUGCUGCUCUGUAUUGAUCAUUCUAGGUUUAAUCUUUCUGGGUUUGAUCUCCAGAGCAUGCAAACAUCUACACAAAAAGGUUCACAAACCGACUCACAAUCACACUCAAUGGUAGUUUUUAGGAGGUCUAUCUUAGUAGUAUGUGAGAGAAAAGGCCAUUGGUGACAAAUCGAGUCUCUUGUGAUGUAAUGUGUACAACCUGUUGGUUUUGCUAAGACUAGUGCCCAUUUUAGGGGCUUUUGAGUAGUAAGCUUACUGGUUCAAGACAGUUUGGACAAAACUGUUGUAAUGUUUAGGCUGCAGCUGAUAUGCCGGAAAUAAAAGACUUUAAUUAUCUAAAGGAACAAUGAGUGAUGUGCAAGGAGUAGUUAACAAUGCUAAAGAAAAGAGAGAGCAGGGGUAUUGUCACCCAAGCUGAUAUUGUUGGUGGACUGAUUCUGGAUCUCACAUGAUUAAUACAAUGCCUUCUUGCGUGUUAACAAGGUUAUAAUAAGAUUUCUGCAAAGCACUUAUUUCUCAUCACCCAGUAUGAGUGUACAUGCAUACUGUAAUUGAAAAGACAAUAUUACCUUUUCAAGUUUAUUACAAAACUAUAUGAAAACAAACAUAAUGCUUUAUUGCGAAAAUGAACAUCUGAAAUGUGUUUUAUAUAAUAUGCAUUGUCAAAUACAAUAUGUACACUAAACUAACUGGAACUUGGUUUUGAAUAACAGUAAUCCUCAUGUCAGGAACCACCAAAUCAGUACAUUUGUACAAAGGAUACAGUAGAGUUGUAUUUAAGCACAAUCAUGUCCCAUUGCAGGCAUUGGAAUAGUCUAGGAUUUGGCAUAAACAUAGUUGGGACUGCUGGGUGAUGUAUGCACUAUCAAACAGCCUGUCUGUUGAUGGAUUACUGUGCAUAGAUUUGCAUGUACCAACAUAUUGUUGUUUAGUAGAUCAAAAUUAUGCAGCAAAUGAGAUGUGACAGAUAUUUUUUGUUUGUCAAGCAGAGAAUGAAAAGAUUGGUAAAAUAUUGUGAUGUAUUUUACAGACUUGAAGUAAUGCUUUGCUGACCAAUGAGAUAAAUGACUAUUGCUGGGUAUAUUUCGAUGAAAGAGAAAAUAUAUUUCUGUGUAAGGUAUAUUUCCAUGGAGAAAUAAAAUCUGAAUAAUAUAUCAUUUAAAUUACUGUCAAAUGGGUAGUUCAACCAAAAAUGAAAAUUUGGUCAUCAUUUACUCACCUCCAUAAAGAAAGUCAGCGAUGACAGAAUGUUCAUUUUUAAGUGAACUACUCCUUUAGGUGAGACAACUGAAAAGAGAAUGCAUGAAUUGUUUGUUUUGUUUAUCUCUUUAUUCUAGAUCUAUUGAGCUUUGAGGGAUGAACCAAUCUAAACAUUUAUUUUCAUGUUAAGUUUUCCAACUAGUCAAUAAAGUAUG
Molecule: messenger RNA, 6907 nt
Organism: Xyrauchen texanus (razorback sucker)
Lineage: Eukaryota; Metazoa; Chordata; Actinopteri; Cypriniformes; Catostomidae
Product: voltage-dependent calcium channel beta subunit-associated regulatory protein-like
Biological process (GO): negative regulation of calcium ion-dependent exocytosis; negative regulation of voltage-gated calcium channel activity
Cellular component (GO): secretory granule; plasma membrane
Molecular function (GO): transmembrane transporter binding
Source: RefSeq, a predicted model, not a curated record